ACGCCAUUUUGAUUUCAGCCCCUGAUUUGUAUUGGUUUGCAGCGCCCGAGCAGAGGGGCAGGAAGAAGCGAAGGCGCCAUCUUAGGUGCGAGACGCGUGUUUUUUUCUCCUUAGCGUGUUCGGACGCCCCUUUGUUAAUUUAACUCUGAAUAUGUCUAGCGGUGGAGUGAUCCGAGGUCCUGCGGGAAACAACGACUGUCGGAUUUACGUGGGGAAUCUGCCUCCCGACAUUCGCACCAAAGACGUCGAGGACGUGUUUUAUAAAUACGGAGCAAUCCGUGAUAUCGACCUGAAAAACCGAAGAGGAGGACCACCUUUCGCGUUUGUUGAGUUUGAGGACCCCAGAGAUGCAGAAGAUGCUGUGUACGGGAGAGAUGGCUAUGACUACGAUGGCUAUCGUUUGCGGGUGGAGUUCCCCAGGAGUGGAAGAGGUGGGGGAAGAGGUGGCGGGGGAGGUGGAGCUGGGGCUCCCCGAGGCAGAUACGGUCCCCCGUCCCGGCGCUCUGAGUACAGGGUCAUAGUUUCAGGACUCCCUCCUAGUGGAAGCUGGCAGGACCUAAAGGAUCACAUGCGUGAAGCAGGUGAUGUAUGUUACGCUGAUGUUUUCCGAGAUGGCACCGGUGUUGUGGAGUUUGUGCGCAAAGAAGACAUGACCUACGCUGUGCGAAAGCUGGAUAACACUAAGUUCCGGUCCCACGAGGGUGAGACCGCUUACAUCCGCGUAAAGGUGGACGGCCCCCGCAGCCCGAGCUACGGGCGCUCACGCUCUCGUAGCCGCAGCAGAAGCCGGAGCCGGAGCAACAGCCGUAGCCGCAGCUACUCGCCACGCCGCAGCAGAGGAUCUCCACGUUACUCACCCCGCCACAGCCGUUCUCGCUCCCGCACUUAAAGCUCCAACAAUACACACCCUGCGUCGCCCUCUGCUGGACCCACGCUUGUACUUCAUCGCGCUCUUGACUUGUCUCCUCGUGGCCUGAGUCGAGAUCAUCUUUGGUUUGCAGCGGAAAAUUCCAGAAAUGAGUCGUUUUCAUUUUAAUCAUUUAGCUAACGAGAUCAAAAUGAAAUGUAGUUAAGUGGAUGUUCCCGUUUGUCUUCCUUCUCCCUCAUCCUAAAGAAAAAAGAAAAAAAAAAAAACAUAACACCCUUCCUAGUGUUCUGUCCUGUCUUAUCCUAUCCUGUCCCCCCCUCCUCCCUUAUGUCUUUUGUUCUGCAUCCAUAUUUUAACUGGUGUUUCAUACCCCAUUGUUUGUACACAUGAUAGAAAAGGUAGAUAUCCAAAUGAUAAAAAAAAAAAGUCAUGUUUUUGAGAAAUUGGCUGUUUUUGUUAGGGUUUGGGGUGUGGGGUAAGUUGGGUUUUACUUUUGCUGGUUAGGAUUUUUGUUGCAAAACUGUUCUAUUUUUACCUUUUCAUGUGUCUUUCUAUAGACAACAGAGGAGCAGGAUUAAAGAAUGCUUUGGAAUAAAGGAUUGUCAAGCACAGUUCAUUCAUAUUAGGAUAAAGCGUUUUUGGAGGAGGAGGAGCAGGCAUUUCAAUUUUGGCAAUGGUAUGAUGACAAGCGUUUUUAGUCACCUUCAAACAAAUUGCAGGAUUUUUUUUUUUCUUCCUCAGACUUUCCGUAAACUAAAUUUUCUUAGUGAAGUAACAUUCGUUUUUUUUGCUUUGCCAUUUUACCCUCCUUUUAUAGUUCCCUCUCUUUUUUUUUUUUGUACCUGUUCUUCAUUGGCCUUUAGUGCCAAGCAUGCAUGCGUUCUGUCUUAAUGCCAUGCUCGUGCAUACCUUUUUAUUUAUUUAUUUAUUAUUUUUUUUGCUUGUCCUAAAUACAAAACAUUUGUCAUGUAAAGUGGACCUGGAUCGUGCCAUUAUAGAGCAACCACACAAACAUCUCAGGAGAUACUGAUGGAAGAAGGUUUGCCUUGUGCACUUGUAUCAAUGUAAAUUGCAAAUCCACUAAGGAAAUUAUGCUUUUUUUUUUGUUGUUGUCUGUGACGAUGGUACAGCGUAACAUUAAUAUGGUACUUAAAGGUUUUUGUCAUAGAUAAGUACUCAUUUUAUGUUUUGAAGGAAAAAAAGAAAAGAAAAAAAACGCCGCUCCUAUGAUAAUCUCUUAGAAGCUUUUGACAUAGCUGUGAUUCUAACUUGAUCCCUCUUUUUGAUUUUGCUGGUAUUCAAAGGUUUGGAUUGGAGGAGGGACACACUGUCUCCCGAUCCUUGGAGCCGGAUCAUUGGAUCAGUUCAGGAUCAGGAGCAGGAUCAGGAUUAGGAUUAGGAUAAGGAUGGAUACAUACAUGGAGCAGGAUCAAUUUACCGGGAGCGGGAACCGUAGGAGAGGAUCCCAACCCCCUCACCAAAACCGCACUUAACGGAGAUAACAAAACAAAAAAAGCAGAAAACCUUUCAAUUGGCUUUUCUAGAACCAAAUUAAAAAAUUUUUUUUCUUUUUUGUUUUUGCGGAGCCAGACCAAAGAGGCGCACACUGAAGGGAUCCUGCGAUUGUUUUUCUUUUAUGAGAUGAGUUUUUGGUAUAAAGUGGAGCAGAGCCAGGAACCAGGAGGCUGGAUCAGUUGCUUUGGAUGGAAUCCACAUGAGGAGCUGGGUAAAUAGAGGGAUUUAAGGUUUUGGGAGGGUGGGAUGGGAUGUACAUAAUGAAGGGGAUUUUGUAGUUUAUUUAGGGAUUCAAAUAUACAAAAUGCUUCUGAAUUUUUAGUUAUGUGUGUUGGAAUUGGUGGGAUUUUCUGAAUUGGCUACUUCUGAUUUCUAGUUUGUAGUGUUUGUUUUUUCCUUCUCUCUCUCUCUCUUGCUCUCUCUCUGUCUGUCUCUCUCUUUCAAUAAAGUUUGGAAAUCUA
Ictalurus punctatus (channel catfish) is the source of this 2844-nucleotide messenger RNA. RefSeq names its product serine and arginine rich splicing factor 1b (gene srsf1b). Gene Ontology annotation, cellular component: cytoplasm; ribonucleoprotein complex; nucleus. NCBI's taxonomy places the organism in Eukaryota, Metazoa, Chordata, Actinopteri, Siluriformes, Ictaluridae. The coding region runs from base 152 to 889 and encodes 245 amino acids. The transcript is spliced from 5 exons. The record is from RefSeq and is a predicted model, not a curated record. Gene Ontology annotation, molecular function: mRNA binding.